Molecule: messenger RNA, 591 nt
Organism: Ogataea philodendri
Lineage: Eukaryota; Fungi; Ascomycota; Pichiomycetes; Pichiales; Pichiaceae
Exons: 1
Coding region: 1-591 (196 amino acids)
Biological process (GO): endoplasmic reticulum to Golgi vesicle-mediated transport; retrograde vesicle-mediated transport, Golgi to endoplasmic reticulum; vesicle fusion with Golgi apparatus
Cellular component (GO): ER to Golgi transport vesicle membrane; Golgi membrane; endoplasmic reticulum membrane
Molecular function (GO): SNAP receptor activity
Source: RefSeq, a predicted model, not a curated record
AUGGACGACGACAAGGACGCCGGGCUGCUUGAAUUGAAGAAAAAGUGCAAGCUCAUCAUCCUCAAGCUCAACCCGCAAACCUCAGAGCCCAGAGCAUCAAUCGAGUCCGGCGCUCACACUCUGCACUACCUGAUCAUCGACGACGUGAUCUACGUGUGCAUCACCACCAGCAGUUUCCCGAAAAAGCUCGUGUUUUCGUAUCUAUCCGAGAUCUCCAACGAAUUCAGCCACAUCUACGCCAACGAUCUUGCCAAACAGAACCUCAAGCCGUACGAGUUCAUCCAGUUCGAGUCCUUCAUCAUCAAGACAAAGAAGAUCUACAGCGACUCCAGAGCACAAUCCAACCUUGACAAGCUCAACACCGAUCUUGUGGACGUCAAGAUGAUUAUGAAUAAAAACAUCGAGGACUUGCUCUAUAGAGGCGACUCGCUCGACAAAUUGCAAGACCUCUCGUCGAACCUCAAGACCCAGUCGCAAAAGUACAAGAAAUACGCCGAAAAAAUCAACUUCCAGCUACUGCUCAAACAGUAUGCCCCGGUGGCUAUGGUAUCGCUCCUGGUGCUGUUUAUUCUGUACCGGAUUCUGUUUUAA